AGAGAUGGCGCAUCGAUAAUGCGCAUCGUCUCUCCUGCACCUGACGAUAUUUCACCUUGGUGUCGCCAUAACGCAACGGAUGACCUCGCGUAGCGCGCAACGCGCUAUGCCACAAUAAGAGCGAAGAUGGGCUUAACAGAGAAAUACUAAAUACUGACAGGGCGAGCAGUGGUCGUUCUGUAAAUGGCUCAGCAGAAAAGGCUGCGCGGAUGAGGCAGCCUACAGUUUGGGCUAUUAAUAGGAGAGCUUGGCUGAGGGAGUUUUGACUCGUGGAGACGGAGGGCUUCGUCGCAAGUGGCCGGACACGGUGUAUGAAUUCUUUCUGCGCAGAUCAUUGAAUAAGUGCAUGUGGUAGUGUUUUUUUAAAUCGAAAACAUCAUGGACGUGUUAUCAGCGUUAAACCUGGGCGAAGUGUCCAGCUAUUUUUCUAAAAUGGCCAUGUUUCCAGUUUUUGAUCUUGCUUACUACAUCGUUUCCAUACUCUACCUCAAGUAUGAGCCGGGCUCGGUGGAGGUCUCCCGCAAGAGUCCCGUGGCCUCCUGGCUGUGCGCUAUGCUCUACUGCUUUGGCAGCUACAUCCUCGCUGACAUCAUCCUCGGCGUGUGCCCCGUCGACUAUUUCCAACACAACAGCCACAUCCUCCUCGCCACCGCCGUCUGGUACCUGAUCUUCUACUGCCCCCUGAACCUGUUCUACAAGUGUGUGGCCUUCCUGCCCAUCAAGCUGGUGCUGGUGGCCCUGAAGGAGGUGGUCCGUGCCCGCAAGAUCGCCGCCGGCGUACACCACGCCCACCACGCGUACCACAGCGGAUACCUCAUCAUGAUCAUCACCGGAUACGUCAAAGGCUCUGGAGUGGCUCUCAUGUCCAACUUUGAGCAGUUGGUGAGGGGUGUGUGGAAACCAGAGACCAAUGAGAUCCUCAACAUGUCAUUCCCAACCAAGGCCAGUCUGUAUGGAGCCAUUCUGUUUACGCUGAUGGAGGCCCACAUCCUCCCCGUGUCCAAGAGCACACUCAUCUGCAUCUUCACACUCUUCAUGGCCACCUCCAAGGUGGUCAUGACCGCCAAACACUCCCACGGCUCUCCCUUCGCCCUGGUGGAGGGCUGGGUGUGCCACCUCCUCUUCGGCUCUCCCCUGGGCUCCGAGGAGGAGCACCACGCCCCCGCCGCCCCCGCACCCUCCCCCGUCAAGACCAAGGAGGAGCUGAGCGAAGGAACGCGCAAGAGGAAGUCCAAGAAGGCCGAGUAGACAAGCCCUCCCCUUUCCUCCGUCCGAGAGGAGAGGAGACGAGACAAGACGACAACCUGAUGUCACCUUAUGCCACAUCCCUCAUCCACCCAAUAGCUACUCCACUGUCCCGUGGCCACCAGACGCCACCACAAGCCACCCCACUCUGGUCCAGAGCACACACCCCCUCCUCCUCCCCCGCUGCUUACGGAUGGGGGAGGGGGGAGAGAUGGGACUUCCUAUUUAUGUCACAUGACCAGGGAAGGGGGCGGAGCAGGUGUGCCGCAGGGCGCUGUUUUAAAAUGGUGCUUACACAAUGUAUUUCAGUAUAUUAUUUAAUAAUUAUGUAAAUAUUCUUCAUUAUUAUAAUGAUAUGACGCUGUAAAAUAGCUGGCAAAUGUCCCAUGUGAUUUCAGCAAGCAGUUAUAUAUUACAGGUAGAUAUAUAUUUAUUAUUUAUAUAUUUUCUUAGCCAACCUUCUACUCUUCUCUGCUUGCGUUAGCCUUUCAGUCAGCGUGGCUGUUUUGAAAUUCAAGUAUUUCAUUCGGAUUGUUUCUUCAUUCUGAUUUCUACCAGUGAACGAUUUUUUUUGGCCAAAAUGAGGAAUGUGGACUAAUCUGUUGGAUGAAAUGGUAGAGUUGCCGCACCAGAGGAGGGGGGACGCACCACCACCGGCCAUCAUCGACUACACAUGGCAACUUUUUACACAUCGAGAAUAAACGGAGGAAUGUCUGGGCAGGGUUUUGUUUUUCAUUUGGACAUUACUAUGAGCCUUUUCCGAAUAGUAUCCCUGUGUGUGCACUGGUUAAGUAUCCCUGUGGGUGCACUGGUAUGUGUUUCACAUACAGUCCUGUACCAUCUCUCUCAUAAGGGUAUUCAGGAUCAGAAUCAACAUGUACAGAGAUGACAAGUUUACCAUGGUUUUGGUUGAAGACGGUUUUAUUUGAAGGAAACAGCAUUUUUUUCUAAAAAAGUAUAAUAAACCCAUUGCAAAUGGUUAAUUUCUCUAAUUCGUUGAUGUUUAAUGUCACAAAGGACUUUUAUCAACAAUGCUGUGAAAAAAACCCAACUGCUGUGGAGAGAAAUAAAGGACCUAUGAUUGAUAAAUA
Engraulis encrasicolus (European anchovy) is the source of this 2336-nucleotide messenger RNA. RefSeq names its product transmembrane protein 38A (gene tmem38a). The transcript has 6 exons. Gene Ontology annotation, molecular function: potassium channel activity; identical protein binding. Gene Ontology annotation, biological process: potassium ion transmembrane transport. The record is from RefSeq and is a predicted model, not a curated record. Lineage: Eukaryota; Metazoa; Chordata; Actinopteri; Clupeiformes; Engraulidae. Gene Ontology annotation, cellular component: membrane. Bases 379 to 1248 code for a protein of 289 amino acids.